UCCUCCAAUCCAAGUAUCCCAACUCUUUCACAACUUUACCCAGCACCACCUCGAAGCAAAGCGCUCGACAGAGAAACCCCCACUCCCCUCCCAGCCCAGGUCCCAACCAACCGAUCCUCCCCAAAUUGAUGGCCGAGGUACAGCCGUCGCCGUCGCCGCCGCCGCCGCGCGCAGCCGGCGGCGAUCCCGAGGAUCCACCCGUGGCGCCGGCGCCGCCUCCGGCGCAGCAGCAGCAGCAGCAGCGUGCGGGCGGCAGCGACUGGUCAGAGGAGGAGGACCCCGACUCCCCGCCGCUUCCGCCUUCCACCACCACCGUCGCCAUCUCCAACGCCGCCCAGUACAUCCCGCCGCGCGCCGCGGAGCGCACCUCCGAGGUCGCGGGAGACGGCCGGUCGUGGUACUCCUGGAACGGCACCCGCACCAAGGACCGCCGCCGCCCUCCUCCGCCUAGGCAGCAGCAGCCGCAGCCGCCACCGCUGUAUCCGCAGACGCGGCCGCGGCCGCAGCCGCAGCAGUGGGUCCCGCCGGAGCCGAAGCUGCGGCCGCAGCUGCCGCACGUGCAGGCCUCGCCGCCGCCGCGGGGCGGGCCGCCGCCGGUGCCGGCGUCGGCGACGGCUAGGUCCGCCGAACGGGACCGCAGGGUCGUGCCCGACGUCAUGUACAGGCAACGCCGCACGGCGGCGCUGCAGCGGACGGCUAUGGUGGCGCGGGUCGCGGCCGCGGGGCUCUGCCUGGCGGCGCUCGCGGUGCUCGCCGCCGACACCCGCAAGGGCUGGGCCCGCGACUCCUACAGCAACUACACCCAGCUGCGGUACUCGGAGGCGGUGAACGUGAUCGGAUUCUUGUACUCGGUGUUCCAGUUCUUCGCGAUUGCUGCACACUUGACGAGGAAGAAGCAUUUGAUUCCCCGGCCCAAGGGCGAUUAUUUUGACUUCGCCAUGGAUCAGGUGUUGGCAUACCUCUUGAUAUCCUCCUCAUCAUCAGCAACUGCUCGGGUAAGCGAUUGGGUUGACAACUGGGGGAACGAUCCUUUCCCGAAAAUGGCGAACAGCUCCAUCGUCAUAUCUUUCCUAGCAUUCAUGGUUUUUGCCAUCAACUCCCUCAUCUCUGCGUACAAUUUGUUCCGCCGAGAUCUUUAGCUGCUUGUAAUAAUAAUAACCUGUUGCUAAUUUUCAUUUGUGGACAAAAAUUUCAGUGCAGACUUUGUUAUGUUGUAAAUGGAUCGAAUGAAAGUAAGUGCUCAAUUCUAUA
Messenger RNA from Lolium rigidum, 1251 nucleotides. Its product is annotated as CASP-like protein 4A2. Lineage: Eukaryota; Viridiplantae; Streptophyta; Magnoliopsida; Poales; Poaceae. The coding region runs from base 129 to 1139 and encodes 336 amino acids. The record is from RefSeq and is a predicted model, not a curated record. The transcript is spliced from 3 exons.